AUGCAGAGAGAUGGCACCUGCCCCAUCCUGAGCCACCAUGCCUUGGGACUUCCCAGCCACGCUCCAGCCCGCACAGUUGCAGGAGGGCUGUGCUCCCAGACACCCAGGAUGAAGCUGCUCUUCACAGCCCUCCUGCUGGCUGCUGCCCACGCUGCUGAAGAGUCCUGCGAGGGUCGCUGCGAUGACGGCUUCAACGCGACGUACAAGUGCCAGUGUGACACCCUCUGCAUGUACUACCAGAGCUGCUGCAGCGACUACACCACUGUCUGCAAAGCCAAAGUGACCCGGGGGGAUGUGUUCGCCUUGCCAGAGGAUGACUACGUUGACUACAACCUCAAUGUCGACUUGGGCACAGACCCACCCACAGCUGAGCCACCCACGGCUCUGCCUCCCGUGGUCCUGCACACGCCAGAGAACAAGCCAGGCCCUGUGGAGACACCAACAGACGUGCCAGUGGUGGAGGAGCCCCAUACCACGUUGGAUGGGCUCUGGGACCCUGAGCCCGAGCCUGAGCAGCUGUGCAGCAAGAAACCUUUUGAUGCUUUCACUGACCUAAAGAACGGCUCCAUUUAUGCUUUCCGAGGGAAGUACUUCUAUGAGCUGGAUGAGAAAAGCGUCCGGCCUGGCUACCCCAAGCUCAUCAGCGAAGUCUGGGGCAUCGAGGGCCCCAUCGACGCAGCCUUCACACGCAUCAACUGCCAGGGCAAGACUUACCUGUUCAAGGGCAGCCAGUACUGGCGCUUUGACGAUGGAGUCCUGGACCCCGAGUUCCCGCGCAACAUCUCCGAGGGCUUUGAGGGCAUCCCCAACAACAUCAACGCGGCCUUCGCCCUCCCCGCGCACAGCUACAGCGGCAACGAGAGAGUUUAUUUCUUCAAGGACAAGUACUACUGGUCCUACGACUUUGCCAACCAGCCCACCCAGGCUGACUGUGAGAAGUCCUCCCCCUCGACUGUGUUCAACCACUACGCCUUCAUGAACCGUGACAGCUGGGAGGACAUCUUCGAGAUGCUCUUCGGUGGCAGGAAUGUGGGAGCGAGUGGCCCCCGGUACAUCAGCAGGGACUGGCGGGGGGUGCCCAGCCGGCUGGACGCCGCCAUGGCCGGCAGGAUCUACGUGGCCUCCCACCAGCCCCGCAGGAGGAAGUCCCGUCGCCAGCGCAAGAGGUACAAGAACCACCGGUCACUGCACCUGGGCUUCUGGAGUUGGCUGCAAAAUGACUCCGACUCGGCGGGUGCUGAAGACGACUGGUUAUCGGGCUCCAAGUGCGAGACCCUCCAGAGCGUCUACUUCUUUGUGGGAGACAAGUAUUACCGCGUCAACCUGCGCACCAAGCGCGUGGACCUGGUGCGGCCCCGCUACCCCCGCUCCAUCGCCCAGUACUGGCUGGACUGCCCGCAGCCCGGGGAGGAGAGCACCUGA
Messenger RNA from Chaetura pelagica (chimney swift), 1422 nucleotides. It is a transcript of the gene VTN, whose product is annotated as vitronectin. The record is from RefSeq and is a predicted model, not a curated record. Gene Ontology annotation, molecular function: polysaccharide binding; scavenger receptor activity; extracellular matrix binding. The coding region runs from base 1 to 1422 and encodes 473 amino acids. Gene Ontology annotation, biological process: cell adhesion mediated by integrin; cell-matrix adhesion; immune response. The transcript has 9 exons. NCBI's taxonomy places the organism in Eukaryota, Metazoa, Chordata, Aves, Apodiformes, Apodidae.